CCUUUUAACCUUUCCUCCCGCCGCCCACCGACCGAUCCAGACGUCAGAUGUCAGCCCCGUGAGCGUCUGACUCCAACAAGUGUAAGUCCAGAGUCCCGUGAAGCCCAGCCAUUGGUUACGAGUUCAUUUUGUGAACCUAAAAUUACUUCUUCCCCCUCAAUCUCGAAUGUCUAUACUGACCGAAAAUCUCUCAGUACAAUUGUCUAUCGGGACGGAUCCAUCAUGACUUUCACCCAACGAACGACGAGAUGCUUGGGCAUCUUUGCCUUGGCGCUAUCAUCAUGGGCGACAAUGGCACAGGCUGCGCCAGAACCCGAAAUCCUCAUGCCUCGACAAUUGACGCAGAACCUCUGCUCUAAUACGAACACGGCAUCCAUGAGCGCAAAUCUCAGCACAUGGCAGACGAAUGGACUAUGCACCGACUUCUGUCGAGACAAGAACUACGCCUUUGCCAUUGUCCAGUGGCAGUCCUGCUGGUGCUCUGAUGUCGCGCCGGCCGCGUCCAGCGAAGCCGAAGUGAGCGACAAAUGCAAUGAUAUCUGUCCCGGCUACGACAUCGAGCACUGCGGCUCAAGGCCCAACUACUACGGAUACCUGACGCUGGCGAAGACUCCUACCAGCACCGCCGGCAGCGGAGGUGACAGCUCGUCAUCGUCCAAGGCAGCAGCCAGCACUACUACACAAAACACAGUCACGCCCGAUCCGGAAACGACGACUACGUCAACAACAUCUACUUCGAGUAGUAGCAAACCGAGAUCGACGGUUCAAACGGUGACAGCCGACGGAACCGUGAGGACCAUCUUCGUUACGCCGACUGCCACGGGCACCGAGGGAGCAACGGGCGCCUCCGAACUGACGCCCGGCAGCCAAUCGUCGUCGAAUGGACCCAGCACCGGUGCUGUUGUUGGAAUCGUGGUUGGUGUUAUUGCCGCUGUUGUGGCCAUUGCAGGACUGGGACUCUUCUUGUUUUUCAGACGUCGGAGACAACAGCAAAACGAGAACGACAAGUACGACGAGCCUAGCCAUCGUGGUAGUUCCGCCGGCAUGACCGGCUCGCCACGAAACCCCGAAAUGGUUGUCACUGUUGAUGGAGGACGAUGGGAUCCCGACGCCUCAAGCGAUCAUCGCCGGAGCCGCCUUCUCGCUCAUGACCCUCGCCUGGAUCCUCUUCCGAGAGGCCUCUACGUGCACAACAAGAGUGCAGAGAGUAUCAAUACCCUACGCGACGACCAAGAUUACUCCCGCAAGGUUCAUCAACCAGUCUUGCGGGCGACCAAUCCGGAUCCUGACACUUGA
This is a messenger RNA of Colletotrichum tamarilloi, 1296 nucleotides long. RefSeq lists its product as uncharacterized. Lineage: Eukaryota; Fungi; Ascomycota; Sordariomycetes; Glomerellales; Glomerellaceae. The record is from RefSeq and is a predicted model, not a curated record. The annotation marks the transcript as partial. The transcript has 4 exons.